Naegleria gruberi is the source of this 783-nucleotide messenger RNA. RefSeq lists its product as uncharacterized. The record is from RefSeq and is a predicted model, not a curated record. The coding region runs from base 1 to 783 and encodes 260 amino acids. Lineage: Eukaryota; Heterolobosea; Eutetramitea; Acrasida; Naegleriidae. The transcript is spliced from 3 exons.
AUGAGCCUUAGAUUGGGAUUUGCAGCUGUGGUGAUAGUCCUCCUGCUCGGAAGUAUUUUGUUUGUUGAUGCUGAUGUUGUGUAUGAGAAUUGUGUGGAGUACAAUAAUAAUUACUUCUUCUGGACGAUUAAGGAUUCAAAGAUUUAUGGAAGAGCUGUUUUUACUGAUGCUGCUAAUGGGUGGGCUGGCAUCGGAUUCAGAAGUGGAUAUGAGUAUUUAGAUCCAGUUCCAGUUGAUGGAGGUGUAGAUAAUUCCAAAAUGCUAAACAGCUUAAUCUAUGUUGGAUACAGAGAUGUCUACUAUAAUCAUUACUUCCAUGAAUACAUUGCUGGUUCCGAUGCUAUUCCUGAUAAGCUUGUUCCUCAACUCAAAGGAGCAGGAUAUUCGAGAACCACUAAUACCUCAUCCAAUAUUAAUAUUGUCUUUGAAAGACCAUUGGUUAUGUCUGGAACUGGAUACGAAAAGUAUUACAAUUUCAAACAAGGAGAUAAGAGUAGUAUAUUAUUUGCCAAAACCAACUUUAAAUCUCCAAGACCAGCUGGAUUGGAUGAUAUGUGUAGACAUAAUGACGCCAAGAUUAUGAAGGUUGACUUUUUUGCACCUAGCUCAUGUAGUAAGACUGUUGAAAUGAUUGGAAAAAUUCCAGAUUACAUUACUCCACUUCCAUCCAAUUAUUAUGAUUAUAUGGAUAGAAAGGAAAGUGAAUCUUCAUCUACUUUCUCCUUAGUAAUGAUUAUUUAUAUUACUGUUGGUUUUGUUAUGAGUUUGCUUUUGAUUAGAUAA